AGGAGGCAGCAGUGAGUCAUAACACUUAAGAUAACGAGAACAAGGAUGGAUGUGUAGAGGAGCUUUUAUCAGUUUAAAAUAAGGGUUUAAUUUAAAUGAAUGUGAUUAAAAAUGUCUCUUUCUACAGCGCGGUCUUUCUUAUCGGAGGCUGGAUAUGGAGAGCAGGAGCUGGAUGCUAAUUCAGCCCUAAUGGAGCUGGACAAAGGACUGAGAUCCUGUAAACUGGGGGAACAGUGUGAAGCUGUGGUCCUUUUCCCUAAACUUUUCCAGAAAUAUCCGUUCCCUAUCCUCAUCAAUUCUGCCUUUCUCAAACUGGCUGACAUUUUCAGACUGGGGAAUAACUUCUUGCGGCUCUGUGUACUUAAAGUGACCCAGCAAAGUGAAAAGCACUUGGAGAAGAUUCUAAAUGUGGACGAGUUCGUUAAACGUGUCUUUUCGGUCAUCCAUAGCAAUGACCCUGUGGCCAGAGCUAUUACUCUUAGAAUGCUGGGCAGUCUCGCAUCCAUCAUCCCUGAGAGGAAAAAUGCCCAUCACAGUAUCCGCCAGAGUCUGGAUUCUCAUGAUAACGUUGAAGUGGAAGCGGCUAUUUUUGCAGCUGCCAGCUUCUCAUCCCAGUCAAAAGACUUUGCAGCAGGUAUCUGCAACAAGAUCAGUGAGAUGAUUCAAGGUUUGGACACUCCAGUGGAUCUGAAGCUAAAGCUGAUCCCCAUGCUGCAGUACAUGCACCAUGAUGCUGCUCUGGCCUCCAGUAGCCGGGAAUUGCUGCAGGAGCUGGUGUCCUCAUAUCCAUCCACCCCCAUGGUCAUUGUUAGCCUGCACACGUUCACCCAGCUGGCCAUUUCCUCACUCAUCGAAAUCCCCAAACAGAUUCAGUUGCUUCUGCAGUAUCUGAAGGAUGACCCCAGAAAAGCAGUGAAAAGGCUUGCUCUGCAGGACCUAAAACUGCUGGCCAAGAAAGCUCCUCACACAUGGACAAAAAAGAACAUACAGACAAUGUGCGAGUGUGCCCUGAGCACCCCCUAUGACACUCUAAAGCUGGGCAUGGCCUCAGUCCUUUCCACUCUUUCUGGAACCAUCGCCAUAAAACAGUACUUUAGCUCAGCUACAGGUGAAUCCUUGCCAGCCCCUCACCUCACUGACCUGGUUAAACUGGCACAAGAGUGCUGUUAUCAUAGCAACCUGGCAGUGGCAGCCCAUGGGAUCACCGUUCUGGCCAACAUCGCCAUCUCCUGUCCAGAGAAAGAUUUUGUUCAACUGGAGCAGGACACAGUGAUGGGGAUGGAAUCAUUGCUACUUCUGUGCAGUCAGGAUUCCAGCACUACUGCACAGGCCACGCUUAAAACUGCGCUGGCAUCUCUGGUGCGGAUGCUGAAGGCUCGUCCUCACCUCAGUCAGACGUGUGUGGAGUUUUUGUUGGCUCAGCUGCGGUAUGCAUGCGAUGCAGGGCGGAUUCUGAUCUGCCACGCCCUGGCGGCCAUUGCCACGCAGCUACCUGUGCUGGGGGAGAGCAUGCUGGGAGAUCUGGUGGAGCUGUACAGGAGCGCUGGUCACACCAGCUCAGAGAAACAGCAAGAACUACUGGUUUCCAUGGCGACGGUUGUGUUUGUGGCCAGUCAGUCGUCUCUGAGUACGGAGGUGAAGGGUGUAAUCCGGCAGCAGCUGGAGGUCUCUGCGAACGGCUGGACUGUGUACCGCAUUGCCCGGCAGGCAUCGCGCAUGGGCUGUCAUGAACUGUCCAGUGAGCUUUACCAGAGCCUACGGACGCGAGUGGCCUCUGAGCAUUUCUACUUCUGGCUGAACAGUCUGAUGGAGUUCUCUCAGGCUGAGCGGUGUCUGAUUGGUCUGGAGGAUGGAGAUUACAGCGGGGCUAUGGGGGCCAUCACUGAGGCUCUGAAGUCCUACCAGAAAGGAUUCGCUUCACUCACGGCUGCCAGCACCCCACUGAGUCCGCUGGCCUUUCAGUGUGAGUUCAUAAAGCUGCGGAUAGACACACUGCAGGCUUUAGCUCAGCUCAUCUGUACCUGCAACAGCCUGAAGACCAGUCCACCUCCGGCCAUCGCCACCACCAUCGCUCUGACCUCCGGAAAUGAGCUCCAGCGCUGUGGGAGAAUAUCGCUGCAGAUGAAAUUGUCCAUGGAUGAAUUUCGGAGUCUCGCCGGCCGCUAUGCUGACCUGUACCAAUCGUCCUUUGAUGCCGACUCAGCCACACUCCGCAAUAUUGAACUGCAACAGCAGAGCUGCCUGCUGAUUUCCUAUGUGAUAGAGGCUUUAAUACUUGAUCCUCACACAGCCAGUUUCCAGGAUUUUGGCAUGCUGGGUUCGGUUCAGGCAGAGAGCAAGUAUGAGCGCAGGAUGAUGAGUGUGUUUAACCUCGUUCUGGAGGAGGUGGAGUCCCUGAGCAAGAAGCACCCACCAGUUUCUUACCAGCACACUGGAUGUCUGUGUGAUGCCGUCAUCGCUCUACUCAAAGUGCCACUCUCAUUCCAGAGAUAUUUCUUUCAGAAGCUGCAGUCAACUAGUAUCAAACUUGCUCUCUCUCCUUCUCCUCGCACUCCAAAUGAGCCAAUCCCAGUGCAGAACAACCAGCAUCUCACUCUGAAGGUUGAAGGUGUGAUCCAGCAUGGCUCCAAUCCUGGACUCUUCCGGAAGAUUCAGUCUGUCUGCCUUAAUGUGAGCUCCAUCUUGCAGGCCAAAUCUGGACCUGAGUUUAAGGUUCCUCUCGAUACAAAGACCAAUGAGAUUGAGCAGCGGGUGGAGCCUCACAACGACUACUUCAGCACCCAGUUCCUGCUCAACUUCUCUGUCCUGGGCAGCCACAGUGUUACCGUGGAGGCUUCAGUGGUGGACGACAGCGGGGUGGAGUGGAAGACUGGCCCGAAAAGUGUGGUCACCGUGAAGUCUCUGGAGGACCCAUACUCUCAGCAGCUUCGGCACCAGCUACAGCAGCAGCAGGCUGGACCUCAGGCAGCACUCCGUAACAUCUCCAAUCGUUUCCAGUGACUUUAUGCUAACCUCUGUUAGAGUCUGGCAUGAGGACCAAACUCUUAACUAUUAAAGGUUGGAUAAGCUUUACAAAACUCUAGGAAAAGACCACCAUUCAGCCCCAGUGAGAAACUGUACCUCAGUUUAUAUCACAAUAUGAAAGUUUAGUCUGUUAUUAAAUCAAAUUAUAUUUUUAAACGUAUUGAAAGGUCACAUUUUGAAUUUGAUAAGUAUAAGUGUACUCCAGAUACAGUAUUAAAGACCUACAUAAGUUCAACUUAAACACAUUAGGAUGAAUGUCAUGUUUGCCUUUGUUGUGUAAAGCUUGUCCAACUUAGCAACAGUUUGUACAAAAUAAUGUUUAUGGGUGGAUCUUACAUAGGCCAGUUCAGAGCUAUAGAGCCUGGGUGAUGCAUCAGCAGGUUGGGAGUGAGGAAUAUUUACAGGACUAAAGAACUGAAGUGCCAUCAUGACAUUUGGUGCACAAUUCCCUUUACUUUCAGCAGCAGUAAAGAGAUAGUGCUUCAUACUAUAUGGGGAUGUAUGUGUCGAGGUUGUGCUACAUGAAGCUCUAAUGAUGUAAUACAGCGUUUUUCAGUCAUUCAGUUACAUGGUUUUCUUUGUAAGUUUAGACUGUGAGUAAACACGUUUCAUAGACAGGAGAACAUUCCAUCAGAGGAUUUUUUUUUUUUGAUGCUUUUCGAAGUCUCAAUAAAAAGGAAUAAAUCCAUCUGUUAAUAUUA
This is a messenger RNA of Astyanax mexicanus (Mexican tetra), 3725 nucleotides long. RefSeq names its product integrator complex subunit 7 (gene ints7). The coding region runs from base 112 to 3000 and encodes 962 amino acids. The record is from RefSeq and is a predicted model, not a curated record. Gene Ontology annotation, cellular component: integrator complex. Lineage: Eukaryota; Metazoa; Chordata; Actinopteri; Characiformes; Acestrorhamphidae. The transcript has 20 exons. Gene Ontology annotation, biological process: snRNA 3'-end processing.